This is a messenger RNA of Neodiprion virginianus, 3692 nucleotides long. Its product is annotated as fatty acyl-CoA reductase wat-like. Gene Ontology annotation, molecular function: alcohol-forming very long-chain fatty acyl-CoA reductase (NADP+) activity. Gene Ontology annotation, cellular component: peroxisome. Bases 271 to 1890 code for a protein of 539 amino acids. NCBI's taxonomy places the organism in Eukaryota, Metazoa, Arthropoda, Insecta, Hymenoptera, Diprionidae. Gene Ontology annotation, biological process: long-chain fatty-acyl-CoA metabolic process. The transcript is spliced from 10 exons. The record is from RefSeq and is a predicted model, not a curated record.
AUACCUGUAUAUGCUCAAUACCAUUGUACAAUCAACAUUAAACCACCUUUAUCCAUUAACUGUCACAUAUUCAUAAUUCAGCUUCGACUAAAAUUCGUUUCGUCAAUUUACAUAAGGCCAUUGAUUUUGUUAGGAUAAUUAUAAUUCUUGCAAGCAAGCAAAAUGCCUCUUAUUUUAUACCGGUGGAUCACCUUGAUGCUCAACUGCUACUACUAUUACAACUACACAAGCACCGUCUGACCGGACUAACCAGUUGAGAGUAGACGCUCCAUGUGCAACAACAGUUCCACAAUUACUCCGUAUCCUAGCAUAAAAAUGACGAUCAUUGCGGAUGAUAUAACGAGUGUGCAAAGAACCCCGAUUCAGGAAUUCUACGCUGACCAGAAGGUAUUUAUCACAGGUGGUACUGGAUUUUUGGGUAAAAUUCUCAUCGAGAAAUUAUUGCGAAGCUGUCCAGAGCUGUCAACAAUUUACCUUCUAAUUCGAACAAAGAAGGGCAAGGACGUUCAUAAUCGACUAGACGAUGUCUUCAAGGAUCCCAUCUUCGAUCGUCUGAAGUCAGAACAGCCCAAAUACCGGCACAAGAUAGUCGUAGUUUCGGGCGACUGCAGCCUCCCCAACUUGGGUUUGUACAACGACGACAGGGAUCUUUUGAUUCGUGAAGCAUCCAUCGUUUUUCACGUUGCCGCGACGGUGCGUUUCGAUGAACAACUCAAGUAUGCCGUUGCGAUUAACGUCAACGGCACGAAGGAGGUGCUCGACAUGUGUCGAUCCAUGUACAAUUUAAAAUCCGUUGUCUACGUAUCCACGGCGUACAGCAACUGCAACCGUUCGAUUAUCGAAGAAAAAAUUUACUCACCGCCCAUCUCAGGUGACACCCUGGGAAAGCUGACGGAAGGUAUGGACGAAGCGAAGCUGAACAAAAUUACACCCACCCUUUUAGGAGAUUAUCCCAACACCUAUGUGUUCACUAAGGCGAUCGCAGAGUCGACAGCUAAGGAAUACGGCAAGGAUCUACCCUUGGGUAUAUUCAGACCAGCAAUGGUUAUCUCGACUGCCCACGAGCCGAUCGAAGGUUGGAUCGACAACGUCUUCGGGCCAACAGGUGGAAUCGUCGGGGCCGGGGCUGGCCUUAUCAGAACAUUCAACGUGGACAGUGAAUGCACCGCAGAACUGGUGCCCGUCGACAUGACCGUAAAUGCGCUUGUUGCCACAGCUUGGGACAUUGCAAUGAACAAAAACAUAACGACCGAACCGCCAACUUACAACUACGUGGCGACGACGAAAAAGAAGAACAUCACAUGGGGCGAGUACAACAAUUUCGCCCUCAAGUAUGGAACACUGAGACCAAGCACCCGCAGUAUAUGGUGUUACGUUAACUACUCAACCAAGUACGUCAUGCUCUACAAUGUACUGACGGUACUCCUGCACCUCCUACCUGCGCUGCUUCUCGACACGGGUCUGGUUCUUACAGGACAAAGUCCAAAGAUGCUCAAGAUAUACAAAAAGAUCCACAAAUUCGCAUCGUGCACUUCGUACUUUGCGCGAAGAUCAUGGAAGUUCCAAACCGAUAAUACACAAGCACUUUGGGACAAAUUGGCUACCGAAGACAAGAACAACUUUUUCUUUUCCAUGGAGGAUUUCGACUGGGACAGCUAUAUGAACAAGUAUAUAACCGGACUAAGAAAAUAUAUUUUCAAGGAUGAUCCGAGCUCGAUUCCUGCUGCACGAAAGCGGAUGGCCGUGAUGAAGGUGUUCCACAAUAUUAUCGUAUACUCGUUCCUGGCGUUCGUGAUAUGGAUCUGCUAUAAAUUAGUGUGGCUCGGUCUGUCCUUAGGCCAUACAGCAGGAACAACUUACGUCAAUGAGAACAUCGCAGCCUUUCGGUAAAUCGAAGGAUAUUGAUAGCUCGAAACAAAAUAUGGAGAUGCUUGCUCAAGUCGCGAGAGAACUAUAACACAGUUCCAUGGAACUUACGUAUACGUGAAAUACGACGAGUGAACAUGGUGUUGUAUCGUUUUUGUACAAACAAGCAAGACGUGAAUAUUUCGAUUUGCAGUACAUAAUUUCAAGAUUAGAAAGUGAGUCCCGCGUCUUGAUUCAAGAUUGAAAGUACAGUAAGACCUAGAAUAAUAUUUCGGACAACCGUCGUUUCAGAGAAUUUCUUCAUUCUGUCUUUUUUAUUUCUUUCCCAAGACAGACAGUUUCGACAUAUCUGGAUUUAUAAGCUCACGUGUAACAGUUCGCAAUAUUGCCGCCGGUUGCAUGAUAAUUAGAUAAAAUGAACUCGAAUAGUAAUUUAGACACUCCCGAGUCCAACUUUCAAAUUUCAAAGUUCAACACCAAUUUUAAACCGCGUACACAAAUUUUUUGUCCGCAGUUUCUAAACACUGAAUUGAUCGCCUUUCUCCUCUGAUUUGCCAACUGGCUUGGUGAAUUAUUUUUAGUCAAAUUUCUCUGCAGUGGGAGAAGAAAACCGAACUAUGGUCUAUCUUUUCAUAACUUCAGGUAUCAAUGUAUAGGUACAGGUCACAAGAUGGCAAUGAGAAUAAUUCACUCUCUUAAGGUGAUGGUAGUUUGAACAGUUCUAAGAAGUCCCUCACAUAUCUGUGACGUGUAAAAAUACUUUUAGAAUAAUAUAGUAUACAGCGAUAGUCGUGAAGUAUCUAUCGGAUAAGAACCAAUAUGCACCAGUCAAGGAUCGUGAGAGGAUUUUUGAGUAUAAAAACGUGCUACGUAGAAAGAAUUUAGAUGCACUUCGAACUUUUCAAUAAGUAUAAAUUAAUCACCAUUCAUCGUAUUCAUUACCUACCGUUAGUGCGGGUAACCUUAAUGAUUUCACGGAGACCGAUAAUUAUUAAAAAUAUUUGACGGUUUGAUUAUGACAUACCAACGUGUAGAUCUGACUUUCGUUAUCUUUUGCAUUCCUUCCAUACAAGGGCUGUUUCAACGAAGCGGUUGAGGCGUCGACAUCAUUGGAAAUCACUUUUUAAUCUCCGAAAUGCCACUGAAAUCAGUAACAUUGAAACGAAAUUCUGUAUCAGUAAUCAUCAGGGGAAUGAUUGGUAGUCAUGAGCAAUCAUCUACGAUUACAGGAAUUUCUUUAUAAUCUUGAGAAAUCAUAAGAAAUCUUAGAAAUCAUGAAAAAUGACGUAAUUAAAGUAAAGCUUAAUUGUCAAGUAAACUCUCGUAAUCACUCUAUAAUAGUGGCAAUUUUUGCUUCGGUAAAACAUCCCUUGCUCUCAAAUUUUACCAGGGCAACUUGAAGCUUCACUGUAUACGAAAUAUAGUUGAGAUUCGGGAAAAGUCUAGUAGCGCCGAUAAAUGCUGUACGAGAUUAUAAAGAAGAACUGAUAAUCGACUGACCUGUCCUACUUAUUAACUCAACAUAUUUGCUCCAUCCACGUAUCGGUAUUCGAAUAAUUUGUACAGUAGCAUAUUAUCAUACGUUUUAUUUUAUUUUUAUAAACGGAAGGAUUUUAGUACGACAACGAAAGAAAGACACUUUUUGCCAGUUUCCAAACCCCGUUUUAUUCUACAGCUUUACGUGAUAUAAUUUAAUGUUUAAGGAUAUCGUUUUAGUUAUAAGUCGCAUACGUUUGUGUUUUAUUGCAUACCGAUAUUGAUUUAUCGAUCACAUUAUAAAAUUUUGUAAAAUAAAUGAAACAAUAAAAGAAUUUAUCCAAUGAAAA